GUAAGUAAUAGCAAUAUUCGUCCAUCGGCCGUCACUUUUUAAAUUGCUUAAGGUUAUGGAAUUAUUCUUCCAUGGACCAUUACUACGGCGGAAUUACUCAAAACGUCGGUUAGCAUAAGAAUGAACUUGGACUAACAUCUUCAUAACUAUGAACACAAAGAACUUUCGAAAGUUCCCAUAACUCUUUUUCUCUACAUACUCCACGUAAUGAACGUUUUGAAACCCAUAAUCCUUUCCAGCUUUUUGAUUUAGUUAUACAGGUUUGAAUAGUUGGCAGUCGGCCUUAAUUGUUAUCGUGCAAUAGAAUUUUAUCGAUUUCGUAAUUUGAAGAAAUUUCAAAACGUCAUGGUUUUGUUAAAAUUUUCUGUAAACUUGACACAUUUGGCCGAAUUGUUUCACAUAGUUCAUCGUAUAAUUGUUAAAUUCAAAAAAUAUUUAAAAAAUCAUAAUUUUUGAAUUUGCAACUGAAUAAUCUAAUUGUAAAAUGAGUGAAGGAGAAAUAAAAUCAGAUUUAUCCGAUCCCAUUGGAUUCCUUAAGGACUUCAUGGCUGGUGGCAUAUCCGCAGCUAUAGCCAAAACUGCAAUGGCACCGAUUGAACGUGUCAAAUUGCUUUUGCAAGUACAAGCUAUAUCUAAGCAAAUUUCAGCGGAGAAGCAAUACAAGGGAAUGAUUGAUUGUUUUGUAAGAAUACCACGUGAACAAGGAUUCUUAUCAUUUUGGCGUGGAAAUCUUGCCAAUGUCAUAAGAUAUUUUCCCACCCAAGCAUUGAAUUUUGCGUUUAAGGAUAAAUAUAAACAGAUAUUCCUCAGUGGUAUAGACAAAAAGGAACAGAAGGGACGUUAUUUCUUAGGCAAUUUGAUGUCUGGCGGUGCGGCUGGUGCCACAUCCCUUAUAUUUGUGUAUCCAUUGGAUUUUGCACGUACUCGCUUGGCUGCUGACGUUGGAAAGGCAGGACAACGUGAAUUCAAUGGGCUCUUUGACUGUAUAAUGAAGAUUUUCAAGAGUGACGGGUUUAUAGGAUUGUAUAGAGGUUUCGUUGUUUCCGUACAAGGAAUUAUAAUGUAUCGUGGUGCUUAUUUCGGUUGUUAUGACACGGCACGUGAACUUAUGCCAGAUCCUAAAAAUUCUCCGCUAUAUGUGAAUUUCUUAAUUGCGGAAGCUGUUACUACCUUUGCGGGCAUAGUGUCUUACCCAUUUGAUACUGUACGUCGUCGUAUGAUGAUGCAGUCAGGUGUUAAGGCUGGCGACCGUAUUUACAAAAAUACAGCGCAUUGUUGGUUAGUUAUUGCAAAAACAGAAGGUCCUUUUGCUUUCUUCAAAGGCGCAUUCUCGAAUAUUUUACGUGGAACUGGUGGAGCACUUGUACUGGUGAUGUAUGAUGAGAUUAAAAAGCUAAUGGGUUAAUCCCAGAUUUUUAGAAAUUAACUUUCAAAAGAGUUUAUGCAGUAUGUACAGAGGAAACAUCACUACUCGAAACGUAGUAAUUCAUUGAUAAGAAACAUAUCUGAGUAUUCUUAUAUAUGAAUUACUUAUUAUUCGAGUUUUGAAGUUUCGGCUGCUAGUCUAUUAUAAAUUACAUAUUAAUGUUCUAAAUGAAAACCUGUCUUUUUCAUAUUAAAACUUUUCUUUUUAUAA
Messenger RNA from Zeugodacus cucurbitae (melon fly), 1636 nucleotides. RefSeq names its product ADP,ATP carrier protein. Bases 485 to 1405 code for a protein of 306 amino acids. Gene Ontology annotation, biological process: mitochondrial ADP transmembrane transport; mitochondrial ATP transmembrane transport. The transcript has 3 exons. Gene Ontology annotation, cellular component: mitochondrial inner membrane. Gene Ontology annotation, molecular function: ATP:ADP antiporter activity. The record is from RefSeq and is a predicted model, not a curated record. Lineage: Eukaryota; Metazoa; Arthropoda; Insecta; Diptera; Tephritidae.